CCCGCACGUGGGAGCAAGAGCAAAAGCAAAGCUGGAAAGACAACCUGGUUUGCGGUGCUGACGAUGGCCCAAAGGGUGAGCUUGGCGGUGCUGGUUUUGCUGGCCGUUGCUGUUGCAGGUGUGACGGCGCAGCGGCGACGCGCGCAGAAGCAGACGCAGACCGCUGACACGGACGAAUGGAACUACCGGGACGGCUCUGAUAGGGUGAACAUGAGGGGUGUGGCUAACCUGACUCAGAUCCUGGACAACUGGCGAUUCGACAUCCUCAACCAGAUGAAGGGACUCUUGGAGAACGACCACCAGUCCCUGUUGCCAGACUACGCCAGGAUCCAACCUCUGGCCGAGGCCUUGGAUGAUCUCUACAAGGAAUUCAACGCCCUGAAAACUCACCUAGGUGAGCUGACGGAGAAGUUCACCGCCAUGGAGACCUUCAUGGAUGAGGUGAAGGCCGGGAGAGGAAGCGGACAGGCCCAAAACCAGACCCCCUUGGCCGCCAGCCCCAGGCAAACUGGCAGGCGGGUGAUGAAGAAGAAGACCGCUCCUCCUCCAGCCAGCACCUCUUAAAAUGACCGCAAUUGUUUUUUCACACUUGCUCUGCUUUUUGCUUGUGCCACUAAAUCAUAGGAAAAAAAUACACCAAAAAUUAUUUGGGUGCGUUAAAAGUUUGUUACUAGUACAAAAAAGAUGCUGA
This is a messenger RNA of Corythoichthys intestinalis (scribbled pipefish), 691 nucleotides long. RefSeq lists its product as uncharacterized. The coding region runs from base 64 to 564 and encodes 166 amino acids. The record is from RefSeq and is a predicted model, not a curated record. Lineage: Eukaryota; Metazoa; Chordata; Actinopteri; Syngnathiformes; Syngnathidae. The transcript has 4 exons.